UUUGCGGAAGCGAGUAGCUGCUUUAGCUUGUGUUACCUCAAACCAAAACAGAGGGCAUGUAAAGGCAUUGCGUCUUCGAAUAAAUUAAAAUAAUCCCACAAUUCUGAUUUGAAUAUCACUGGUCAACAACCUGCGUGUGUGACAGGUGACUGAAAAGAAGCUAAACAGCAGAUAUACGGACAUGGAGGAUCCUGGAGGAACUACAGUGGAGUCUGUGACUCCAUCACCAGCAGGUGCACCCAAAUCAAAGCUGGACACCCUGUCCAAAGAUGAUCUCAUUAAAUACGCCAAAAAGCAGAUGGCUGCCAUGCAGAAGAUGAAGAGCAGAUUUACAGACUUGGAAAAAGAAGUUGAAUCCCUGAAACAGGAGUCAAAAAACAGUGUCAGUAAUUCAGAGGAGGCAUCAUUGAUUGAGGUACUGACUGAGAGGAUCAACUCCUUACUACUUGAGAAGGCAGAAACUGAGGAAAAUUGUGCACUCUCGCGCAAAGAACUUGAGAGGACUAAGAAGCAAGCCAAGGAUGAUCUGGCAGUGUUGCAGAGUGAGCAUGAACGCAUCAUGGAAAGUCACCAAAUGAAGAUCCAAAUCCUCAAGUGCACCAUUGAGGAAUCCAACACCAAACACCAGGAAGAAGUGGCCCAUUUCCAAAACUUACUGAGAGAGAGAGAAGAAAAGGACAGAGAGCAUGAAAGUGAAAGAGAGAAGGAGCGAAAAGCAGAAUGCGCAAGUUCAAAACAGAGUGUGGAAGAAGUCAAACGUUGCUUCGAAACUCAGCUGGAAAGUCUUCAAGCCGAACUGACGGCAGUCCAAGAGAGAAAUUCUCGUGAGAUUGCUGAGUUCCAGGAAAACCACAGUAGGGAGUUGACAGAGGCACAGCAGGAGGUGGAAAAUUUGAAGGAGGAACUAGCUCAGAAGACCCUGCAGCAUGAGGAGGAUAUGAGAGCUCUUGAGGAGGACUUUGAGAUGGAGAGGGAGCGUUUGUUGCUGCUUCAUGAAGAGCUAACCGAACAGCUGGCUCUCAAAGACAGCUACCUUCAGGACGUUCAAGAGGAAGACGAGGAACCUCCUCGUGGUUCAGGGAUCGCUAAAAUGCUCGAGCUGUCCGGUUGUAGUCAGGCUGACACAAACCAGGGUGACGCAGAGGAGGCAGAGGCCACCAGGCUCAGAGCAGCACUGGAUGAUCUUCAAGCCCAGAACACCAUGCUACAGGAUGAGCUCACCCUAAUCAGUAAUGUGAAGAGUGAGCUGGAGGCAGAGUUGGAGAGGGCUAAGGAGGAGUUCCAGAUGGAAAAAGAAGAGCUGGAGUUCAAAGUAAAUGAGCUGCAGAUGACAAAGGAUAGUGCUUCCACCGAACCUCUAACGAGCCGAGAUCCUGACAAGCAGGAGGUUCAAGGGGAGUCAAAAGACCAAAGCUCCCUAAAACUAGAGGAACAACAAAAACAGAACCAAGAGCUGAGAAUUCAAUGUGAGGCUUUGACCCGGGAGCGAGAUUCUGCCGUAACCGAGUGUCACGACAUGAGGGACAUACUUCAAAAUGUGGAGAAAGAACUGGGCGAGAGGACAAAAGACUUUGUUCAGCAGUAUCAAACUAUGAAAGAACAGGGAGCUAAUACAGUGAAGGACCUCCAGGACAAGAUCCAACAGCUCAGUCAAGAGAGGGAUCAACUGCUGAUAAAGACGCAUGAGCUUACAGUCCAGGAAAACACCCUGGUGGAGACAAUGCAAGAUCUAAAGCAGAAGCUGGAGAAUUCCCCACGAGAGAACCAGAAACCAUUGCCAUCUGUGGAGGAACAAACAAAUUUGACCUGUGAACUGAAACAAGCUGUAGAGAACAUGAUGAGGCAGAAUGAGGACAUAUUGUCCCAACUGAAAAUGAAGGAGAACAUUAUUCAAGAUCUGAAUGAAAUGGUCACCACGCUGACUGAAGAGCGAGAUAAAGUACAACACUCGCUUCAGCUCAUAGAAACCGAGACGCAGCAUCUGAAAGAUGAGAGAACGAAAGAAAUCGAGAUGCUGGUGGAGGAGAAGGAAAAGGAGGCACUUUUACUUCGAGAUGAAAAAGAAAAGCAGCUGAAAAGCUUAAAAAUGGAAACUGAGGACGAAGUCAAACAUCUAAAGGAAGAGAAAGAAAAAGUAGAAGAAGAACUGAAAAAUAAGCUUGAAAAUUGUGAGGAGACACUUUGCACUUUGGAGCAGACUAUUAAGGAACUCGGUACAGAAAAGGCUGACCUCGAACACAAAUGUGAGGAGGCUUUAUUAGAGCUUUCAAAGACUCAGGAAGAGAGGGGGGUUUUGAACUCCAAGUUGGGAGUCCUUGAGACUCAACUGGAACAGGAGACAAUGGAAAAACAACACCUACAAGCAGAUUUAAAACUACUGACUGAGCAGGCUGGCGCUUCCAAGAGAGUGCUGGAGGAAAAUCAGUCUGAAGUCCUCGUCAAAUCCACUGAAGAGCUGGAAGAGCUGCGCACUCGUGUCAACGAGCUCGAAAAAGAGAGGAGCCUGUUGAAGAGCACUCUGCUGGAGGCUGAAGCUGGGAAAGAAUCACAAGAGAUGCAAAAGAACUUUGAAGCUCACAUCAAAAAUCUCGAAGAGGAGAAAGAGAUGCUGAGAAUCAACCUGGAGGAGGUGAUGCAGGGUAGGGAGGAGCUGCAAAAAGACCUCCAGGAUGUGAGGUCGGCUAAUGUACAGAUUGAUGAUGAGAACCAGAAACUAAAGGCUCAGAUUUCUCAUUUGACCAAAGAGGAGGAGAGGAACGAAGAGAUGGGAAAAGAGAACAUGGAGUUAGGAAGCAAGCUCAGGGAACAGCUAACAGAAAAAGACUCUCUCAUAUUGCAGCUGAGGAACGAAUUGGCUUCUCUCCAGGAGUCUGCUAACCAGUCUGCUUCUUCUGGGGAAACGGCCACUGAGGAGAUGACUAAGAAAUUAGCUGUCCUGGAGAAAGAAAUCAAAGAAAAGGAUGAGAAAAUCAACAAAAUCAAGGCAGUUGCCGUCAAAGCCAAGAAAGAGCUGGAUAUCAACAAGAAAGAGGUUCUUGCGCUCAGGGAGCAAGUAGAUUCACUGAAAGCAGCAAGGGAGAAAGUGAACAGCUCCAUGAAAGACAUCAUCCACGGUGCUGAGGGCUACAAGAACCUGCAGAUAGAUUACGACCGGCAGACAGAGCAACUGGAUAGGGAGAGAGAGAAGGUGGAGGCGGCAGAGAGACAGAUUGCCGAGCUGACCAAACGACUCAGCAGUACUGUCACACAGAAAGAGACACUGAACAGCGAGAAGGAGGACCUACUGGCCGGUGUGGAGACCAUGAGAAGCACAGUGAAGCAGCUGGAAGCUAAGAACCAAGAGCUGCAGAAACAGUUAGCAAGCCUGGACAGAGAACUGGUGGCUGAGAGAGCCAUGAAAGAACAAAAGCUAAAGGACUUGUCAUCUGCCAUGAAGGAGGUAGAAGAGCUGACAGCUCAGCUCCGCAAACAACAGCAGCAGUCUCAGCAGACUGCCCAGGAGCUGGACCAGCUACGCAAGGAGGCGCAGCAGAGCUCCCUGUUGGACAUGGAAAUGGCUGACUACGAACGUCUGGUGAAAGAACUCAAUGGCAAACUCACAGAGAAAGUCGAGAAUGCUGAGGAAUUGAAGGCUCAGAUAAAUGAACUCACCAACAAGCAGGAGAAUUUAAAACAGGAAAUGGAUUCUCUAAAGUCCCAGCUGGAGCAGGAGGAAGAGAAGGCCUCCAAGAUGAAGCAGCUGCUGGUUAAAACCAAGAAAGACUUAUCUGAUGCCAAGAAACAGGAAAGCUCCCUCAUGGUGCUGCAGGCAUCUCUGAAAGGAGAGCUUGAGGCUAACCAACAGCAGCUAGAAAGUUCUAAGAUCGAGUUAAGUGAGCUGACAGCCGAGCGCCAUCGCCUGCAGGAACAGCUGAGGUCUGCGUUGGAGCAGCAGCAGAGAACCAGCAACUCCCUGCAGCAGCAUAUCCUCAGCCUGCAACAGGAGAGAGACUCUGCAAAGGCGGAGCUUUCAGAAACGAUAAGCGAGUUUGAGAGUUACAAGGUGCGGGUGCACAACGUGCUGAGGCAGCAGAAGAGCAAAACCAGCGUCCAGACUGAAGGAGACUCGGAUAAACUGGAGAGGGAGCAGUUGUCCUCUCAGGUGGAGCAGCUGAGGACCGGACUGGCGGAGAGCCAGCAGAGCCUCCAGAGCAGCACAGCAGAGCUGCAGCAGCUCCAGGUGGAGCACGACACACUCCUGGAGAGACACAAUAAAAUCCUCCAGGAAUCCGUUAGCAAGGAGGCCGAGCUGCGUGAGAGACUUUUGGCGUUGCAAUCGGAGAACAUGGCUCUGCGGUCAGACGUGUCCCAGGCUCAGGCGGACAGGUCUUCCCAGGUUGAGGCGCAGCGGCACACCUAUCGGGAGCAGCUGAGGAAGCUGCAGGAUGACCACCGGGCCACCGUGGAGACCCUACAGGGACAGCUGACCCGAGUCGAGGAGCAACUCUUCAGCCUGCAGAGUCAGAACAGUUCAGUGUCUGCCCAGUCCAGCCGUAAACAUCUGACAUCAGACCUUCAGCGCAGAAACCUUGAACAGAACCAAGCAGGAUUCGGAGCAGUGGCCUUCAGUGAACUUCAGUCUAUGGCCAGAGAGGAGGGCGAAGGCAUGGAAACCACUGAAACUGAGAGAUCCUCCCCUUCUCUAACACCCAUACCGUCUCUGGAGCAGCUACUUACUUCUCCAGAUCCCAAACAAGAGCCCUUUGCGUGGACAGUGGAACCAACCAAAGAGGAGCUAAGUGAAAAGCUGAACACAGCCACCCGCAGCAUGGAACAUAUGAACAGCCUUCUGCAUGAAACCGAGGCCACAAAUGCAGUUCUGAUGGAGCAGAUCACACUGCUGAAAAGUGAAAUCAGACGCCUUGAGAGAAACCAGGAGAGGGAGAAAAGCGUCGCCAAUCUGGAGUACCUGAAAAACGUCCUGCUGCAGUUCAUCUUCCUGCGCUCUGGCAGUGAGAGGCAGGCUCUCCUGCCGGUCAUUCACACCAUGCUGAAGCUCAGUCCAGAGGAGAAGAGCAAACUGUCUGCCAUCGCACAAGGUGAAGAGGAAGCGGCUGCAUCUAGGGGCUCUGGCUGGACCUCCUACCUCCACAGCUGGUCUGGUAUCAGAUAGACUUGACCGUGACUGAACAAGUCAGCAUUUAACACUGGGAGCACAUAGCAGUGGCAUUACUGAGCCUUUUUUCUCUGAGAUUUUGUUAUAAACAGUGACACUGUACAUUUGAAAUGGUUGCAGUUGAGGCAUUUAUUAAGAUGUUGUGUGCACUAAGAGGAACUGAAGAAUGUCAUAGCGAUGAGUAAGUGAAUAAUAGAGAUUAAGAAAACCAAAAUAUUUGAAAUAUCUAUUGAUUUGAUUAUCCACUGCAUUAAGUGCACCAGAAUAUUACCAAUAAGAUAAACUGUGACCAACAUCUAUCUUUAGUGUCACUGACUUACAGGCAUUGAUAAUAGCAUAUUUUCUUUGUAGAGCAUUAUUAGCAAAAGAACAUGUGUCUGUUGUUUUGCCAGCAUUUUAGAAAGUACACGAUGUGCACAAGUUGGAAGACUGGGGCUUAGACAGAUUCUAAAUUACACUCCUAUACAUAUCUUUUUAACCAUUUGCAAGGACCUACUAACGUAUGUUGACUGCUAAAGUUUCAUCUUAACAUAACUGUAGGCAUUAUUUAUUCAGUUUUUGCAGAAUUAUAUUAACAUGAAACUAGGUUAGAGUGAAAAUGAUUUUGGUUGAAGGCCAAAAGGAUGUUCAAAAGUCUUUAAUUCAGCACGCUUUUGAGAACAAAAGCAAACAAGGCAAACAGUUAAAGUGAUCCAUUAAAUACUUGCUUAUCAGGAUUAGUUUAGUUACUAAAUAUAUGUUCACGAGACCAAAACCAAAUGUUAUCCCAUUAGCAUAUAGAUUUUUUUUUCAGAAUGGUUUUGCAGUUACAGUAUUCACUAAUGCCUCACAUUCUCUACUCAACCGCAGUAAAAAUUUAACUCUGAGUUUUAAUGUCCUGUAGUUGUGUUUUGUUUCUGAAUUUUCUUGUUUCUGUAUAACUUAAUUAUUAUCUGGUAUCUGGAUCUUGUUGGGUAGUAUUUUAAUUGUUCUGUUAGAUGUCCUUUUGUAGUUUGGUCUCUUGAGUUUCAUCUGUGCCGUCAUCCUGCUGGGAGAUAAGAACAGAGAGCCCUUUUGCCUCGUUAUUACAUCUUUUUGCAAGAACUUAGACGUGCUCCCGUCUCAAGAAUACGGUUUUGUCCUUAGCAGUGAGAAAGAGAAUAUACAUAUAUUUACACGUUAAGUUUCUUAUUCCUUUGGCAGCUCUUUGGGAGUCAUCCACCACAAGUGAAUGUAUUUUUAUCAAAGCAUUUAUAUUUAUGAAGGUUACUGUUAGCAGAAGCUAUGAGAGAUUACCAUAACUGUCUGAUCUUAUCUGUCAUAUGUUAUUUACAUUUAAUAUUCUGCCAUAUUUGUCUGUAUGUAAAGAAAUCAUCUUACAAACAUCCAGUGGGCUUUAUUUCACAACUGUAAACAAUAAUUAAAUCAGCACUGAUGCAGUUGAUUGCUUUGCCUUAAAUUGUGCCUGUUAUGAGUCAUUAUGAGCAUUCUGAUAUUUGAGUUAUUCCAAUUAUUAUCAAUCAUAUUCUAUGAUUAAAGUUAUCUCAUGAAAUGACUUGUUAAAAUUACACAUACAGACUCACACUUCAAAGUAAACACAAUAAACUUUAUCUCCAAACAUAAGGGCUUAGUGCGUAUUUCCCUCAAUUUAACAGCCACAAAUCCCAGAGCCCAUGAACACAGCAGAGGGAGUUGAAUUGUUGGACAUCUGCACAGAUACUCUCUGUAGCCCCUCAACCUUCUUGAGGGAGGGAAAGAGGGUAGGGGCUUUCCUUUUAAGGAAAUAUAUGUGGUUCUGUCAUGACGUAAUCAGGGGGAAACAACAAAUAGCAGCUACUGUACGCUUCUGGUAGUGGAACUAAACAUGCUAUUAUUCCUCCCUGGAGAGGAACAGCAUCAUUAACCCUUUCUCGUUCUUAACCGGGUCUCUCCAAUGCGCUUUGUAGUAAAAAUGUCUUCAAAUCAGAGUUGUGUUGUUGUUUUCUUUUCAGCCGAGUCCCACAGA
This is a messenger RNA of Menidia menidia (Atlantic silverside), 7139 nucleotides long. The record is from the annotation of a GenBank genome assembly. NCBI's taxonomy places the organism in Eukaryota, Metazoa, Chordata, Actinopteri, Atheriniformes, Atherinopsidae.